AUGGAACUGAAACUAUUGCUAAGGCGGGUGGGCUCGAUAGUCCGUGCUAUCCUGACUGUCCUCUUUGCCCUGGUGGUGCUGGGGGUGAUGGUGUGGGCUUACGUCCAGGGCUUCCAGCUGGCCACCUCCCCAUAUGGCAUCAUUUCCUUUGGCUUCUACGGCCUCCUGCUGGGGCUCCAUGUCCUGGUCCAGAGCCUGUUUGCCUUCGUGGAGCACCGCCGCAUGAGGGCCCGAAGCAAGGCCAGCACCUGCACCUUCACCAAGACCAUUGGCUUCACUAUCUCAGCCUACCAGGAGGACCCAGAGUACCUGCGCGAGUGCCUCAACUCCAUUCGGGCCCUCAAGUACCCUCCAGAGCUGCUGCGGGUCAUCAUGGUGGUGGAUGGGAACUCAGGGGACGACCUCUACAUGCUGGAGAUGUUUAGGGAGGUGUUUGCAGACCAGGACCCUGGCUGUUACGUGUGGAGGAAUAACUACCACACAUGGGACCCCACCCAGACCCAGGAUGCUAGUUAUGGGCUGGGAGAGGACCCCCAGAGGAGGGAGGUGGAGGAUCUGAUCAACAGCAGGAGGUGUGUGUGCAUCAUGCAGAAGUGGGGUGGAAAGAGGGAGGUGAUGUACACAGCGUUCAAGGCACUGGGACAGUCGGCGGACUACAUACAGGUGUGUGACUCUGACACCAAGCUAGACCCCCUGGCUACGGUGGAGCUGUGUAAGGUUCUGGAGAGCAACCAGAAGUACGGGGCGGUGGGAGGAGACGUGAUGAUCCUCAACCUCAAGGAGUCCUACAUCAGCUUCAUGAGCAGCCUGCGCUACUGGAUGGCGUUCAACAUCGAGAGGUCCUGCCAGUCCUUCUUCAACUGUGUCUCCUGCAUCAGCGGCCCCCUGGGUCUGUACAGGAAUGACCUCCUCCAGCAGUUCUUAGAGUCCUGGUACAACCAGAAGUUCCUGGGGACUCACUGUACAUUUGGGGAUGACAGACAUCUCACCAACCGCAUGCUCAGCAUGGGCUAUGCCACCAAAUACACGGCCCGUUCCAAGUGCUACACGGAGACGCCAGGCCAGUUUCUCCGGUGGCUCAACCAGCAGACGCGCUGGACCAAGUCUUACUUCCGCGAGUGGCUCUACAACGCCAUGUGGUGGCACAAGCACCACCUGUGGAUGACCUACGAGUCCAUUGUCUCUGGUGUCUUCCCCUUCUUCGUCACGGCCACCAUCAUCCAGCUGUUCUGGUCAGGCACCCUGUGGGACAUCCUCUGGGUCCUCUGCUGCAUCCAGCUCAUCGGCCUGAUCAAGGCGGCCUAUGCCUGCAUCCUGCGCCGUGACCUGGUCAUGGUGUUCAUGUCCCUCUACUCUGCCCUCUACAUGACCAGCCUGCUGCCCGCCAAGUACUUUGCCAUCAUCACCAUGAACAAGAGCAGCUGGGGCACGUCGGGCCGCCGCAAGAUGGUUGGGAACUACAUCCCCCUGCUGCCUCUGUCAGUGUGGGCGGCCAUCUUGCUGGGCGGGUCCUGCUACACCAUCUACAAGGAGAGCCAAAAGGACUGGUCCACGCCGGCUAAGGUACUAGAGACCAGGUUUCUGAUCUACGGCUGUGUGGCGUACGUCUGCUACUGGUUCCUCAUGAUCUUCCUCUACUGGGUGUGGUUCCGCAGGCUGUGUAGGAAACGCUCACAAAGUUAUGACGUAAGCGUAUAGGGACAGUUUUCUAUACAAGGAGAAAAAACGGGAUAUUUAGUAUU
Salmo salar (Atlantic salmon) is the source of this 1742-nucleotide messenger RNA. Its product is annotated as hyaluronan synthase 1-like. Gene Ontology annotation, cellular component: plasma membrane. The record is from RefSeq and is a predicted model, not a curated record. Gene Ontology annotation, molecular function: hyaluronan synthase activity. Lineage: Eukaryota; Metazoa; Chordata; Actinopteri; Salmoniformes; Salmonidae. Gene Ontology annotation, biological process: polysaccharide biosynthetic process; extracellular matrix assembly; hyaluronan biosynthetic process.